AUGAGCCGGAAAUCUCUCAGGCUCGGAUGCCAAUGCAAUGUCCUUGCGACCACCGCUGACAUCGCGCUCGGCCGCGCCGUCAUCGUUCGGGCUUGUUUUGCCUCAUGGCCAGGCGCCAACGGCGCUGCUUACGGCAAUGGUUACGACUACGACGGCAGGAUCCCUCCCCAGCCAAAGUACAUCGCCUUCCCAGUGCCAACACCCCCCAUCGAUGCACAGUUUCUUCCAAGCAGUGCGCUCCGUAGCCCACCGCCACAGUACUAUCAACAGCAGCCACCGCCGUACUAUCCGCCCGUGCCCCACCCCUCUGCGCAGCAGCCGGUGGGAGUGUUUUGGGACAUUGAAAACUCGUCGAUUCCAAAGGGCGCCAGAGUCGGAGCGGUGGUGCGGAGGAUCCGGGCGGUGGCGCAGCAAUUCGGGCGCGUGCGAAGCCUGAAGGCAUACGGCAAACUAGACGUGAUAGAGCACUACAUCGAUGACCUAGUGGCGGCGGGCGUGGAGGUGCUGCCGGUGCCGGACGGCAAAGAGAUGGCGGACAAGGCCAUCAUCACGGACGCCCUUCUCUUUGCGCUCGACAGCAUUGACCAGCCGGGGGGGGCUACACAACGUGGGGCGGUGAUCAUUGCCUCCGGUGACAAGGGCUUUGCAUCGGUCCUGGGAAAGUUGAGCGCGAGGGGCAUCCAGACGGUGAUGCUGGCUCGCAGGCGCACUCAGCGAGGAGGCCGCAUCCCCACCGUGAUCACCAACUCGGUGGACUACACUUACGACUGGGAAGACCUAGUUCCCGACGGCCUUCGGGAUCUUAGUCAGGAGCCGGGCCCCGCUCCGCCCCCUCCCAGAGCAGUCUCGCCACCCCCCCAGCCAACAGCGAAGGCAAAGAGCAGCGCCGUUGCCAAUCAGAGCAGUGACCUGGGGCCCCCGCCGAUGUGGAAGCCCCUCAGUGCACAGGAUCCGACAAACGGGAAAAGCAAGAAGAAGUCGGCGGCGAAAGUCGAGGCCGCUCCCGUCGAGCCACCGCCCAAAAAAGCGACGGCCAAAGAAACGAGCGGCAAGGAACCAUCUCCGAACGGCGCAAAAGGCCCUGUUCCGUCGAAAUACAUCCUCGAGAAGCUCAGAGGUCUCUCUGAGCAGGCAUUGACCAGUGCCCCGGACAAGGCCUCUUCUCCAGAGCCGGAGAAGAAGCGAACUCCAAUACCCACGGCGGUCGAAAGCGACAGUGUCGAGGAGGACGAGUCUAGCGACGAGGCAGACGAGUUUGACACCAUGGAACCGCUCACGGAGAUCCGGGGAGCGCCGAUUGGCGAGUCGGGGGUGGGGCGGUUGGGCUGGCCGAACUGGAAGACAUCACUGCAACAGGAGUCGAAACGGAAACCGCAGACGAAAAGCCCGCCCCCGCCGAAACCGCAACCGCCGCCGAAGCCGCAGGCAGCCACCCCUCCGACACGGGAGACCGUCGUUUGGAACCCGCUAGAGGACCCCCCGGAAGCAAUUCCAAAAGCAGAGGAAGCCGAACCUCCGACGACGCCGUUCGCAUACCUUCCCCUAGCUGAGAAGAUGCUGAGCGAACGGACCCCCCUGAAAGGAAGCGAAGUUGCGGAUAAGGCGCUUGAGCUUCUGCAGAGUGCGCUUCGAGAUCAGGAAAAGGCUCUCGUUACCGGAACAGGGGGGGCGGCUGGAAAGGGGUUAGGAGCAGGGGCUAAGGUUGACCCGGAAGCGCGGCAGAAGUCUGCGGAGCUGCUGGCGGCGGCGCGGGAAAAGAUGAUGAAAGUGUCAGCGGAGCGGAGCAGAAAGAAAGGAGAGACCGAGGCUGGAGACACUUCAUCAAGUAAGUCGGCUGGCGUCAGUGGCUCUUCCAACGUUCCGGACAGCGCCAAGCCAGGACCGCCAAUGCCACCGGACGUGGCAGAUGACGUCACAACGGAGCGUUCGAAGGUGACGGACGCCUCUCUGACGCUAGCCGCCGAGAUCGGCUUCUCGCAAGAGCAAAUGGCGCGCAUGAUCCAGGCCGCCGUAUCGACGAAACCCGGUGACGUCAGCGGAUAUGGUGAAACGACGCCAGAAGCUUCCGGAGGGCCGGGCGAUGACAUCACGCCCGAGGCGGCAUCCGAAAAGGGCGCGGGUGAGGAGGCGGGGCAGCCGGGCAGCAAAGGGCGACCGUCGGAUGACGUCAGUGCGGGCGGUGCUGAGGUCAGGCUGGUGCGGCUUAAGAACCAGCUGCGGCUGACGCUCUACCAGGAGGGCCCGUGCGCGUUUGCGUCGCUGCCGGGCAAGUAUGCCAAGGUGGUGGGGCACCCGCUGAAGCUGGCGGAGUUUGGGUUGAAAAAACUGCAGGACCUCGCGAGCUUCGAUGACGUCAUGAGCGUGUCGAUCGACUUCCCGGACGGCUCCAAGGCGACGGCGGAGGAGCGCGAGGCGGCCGCCAAAGAGCGCCAGGCCUUCCUGCGCGACACGCCCCGCAACGCGCAGCUGCUCGCGCUCAUCACCAGCGGCCUGCGCAACCUGCUGUACGAGUUACUCUCGGACUGCGCGACGGGCGGCGUGGGCGGCAAGACGGUGGGCAGCCUGGUGUACUGGGUGACCGUCUGCACCAACGCCAGCAUGGAGUCGCUCCUGCUCGCGCACGGCUACCUGCCGCGCCCGGGCCUGCCGCGCGCCGACCAGGAGAUUGCCACACACAUCCUGUUCAUGGACAUGGCGGACGUCGUCAGGCUGGACUACGGCACGUGCGAGCGCUUCAAGAACGUCAAGUGCUUCCUCCAGGACGGCGCGGAGCGGGACCCCGGUCAGCCGGCCCCCCAGGGGGACGACGUCCCCUACCGAGCGCCGGACCCCUCUGUCAAGUAUUGCGAUCCCGGGGUGAUCCCCCCGAGUUUACCGAUGGCACAAAGUGAUGCGGCCGCUGUUUCUGACGAGGAUUCGGAGGUUUCAGAUGAGUCGUCUGAAGAGGUGAAGGGUUUAGACGGUGUUGCGGAGAGCGGGGCGGUAGACUUGGCGGGUGCUGACGUAGGGCCCCCGGCUGACGUUAGUGCUGACGAGGGACCGCUUGCGGGUGGUGACGGUGACGAGGCUCAGGUAGGAGAGGUUGUUUCCGAAAGCGAGGCGGAGACGGGGAACGAACAGGGCAAUGAUGCUGAACCACUUGAGGGCGCAUUUGAAGGAGGCGAAGAAGCCGGACAAGGAGUUGCGACGGGAGAAUCUGCAAAGGUGGCAGGGACUGACGACGGAGAUGGAGCGAAGGCGCAGGCGGCAGAGGCGGCUAGAUUUCAGACGCUUCUAAGUGGUUGGGAAGGGGUUGUCGAGGGCAGGGCAAGCGAGGAUGCAUUGAGUGCGGCGCAAAGUCCGGAGACUUUGACGCAGGCUUCUGAAUCUUCCGUGGCUGACCAAAUUCUUCCGGGAGCAGAGAGAGCAGCCUCCUUGCCGGCGGAGGCGGCUUCUGAAAAUCUGCAGGCGGGCGAUAUGGAUGCCCCGCAACUGAUACUCUCUGAAAGGGAACCCUCGGCAAGCCCGGGGCUCGAGACGCUCCCCGGGGAAAGGCCUUCGUCACCCACAAAAACGCCUUCGCUCAGCAGCGCCCCCGAAGCGGCUCCGGCACGACCAAUCCCCGCUGAUGUCACAGCUGAGUUACGUGCUGAGGAAAAAGAAGCAGCCACCGAAAGCCCCUCAUCUGAGGCGUUUGAAGCCCACCCCCCUCCGCUUUCCUCACCGCUUGAGGGCAGUUCCGGUGCUUACGAUCCGAUCGAAGCCGCCCGCCGUAACUGGGAGCUCUUCAAGCCCCCCGAGGUGAUUGACCUGCGGUCGUCCGUCAAAAGCGCGCAGGCUGCUGACGCCAGCCAAGCUAGUGACGUUACAGUUGCGAGCACCUCGGAGAUAGCCACGGCCGCAAAAGCUACCGAGGUGAUCGAAGCAGAUGCUAAAAACUUGGGAGUGGAGGACGGGCUUUUGUUCCCUGAGGAGUCUGUAAUGAUUGCUGCUGUUGUCCAAGCUCCGGACUUGGCUUCCCUCCAGCCGGGUGCUGACUCCACCCUGCCCGGAGACGGGGAGAUGGUCAAUGGUGAGCCAAUCCGAAGCGUCGAUUUUGAGGGGUCAGCAGAGUCUGAGGAGUCAGCAGGAGAAACGACCGAUGAAGAAAAGUCUUUGCGGGAGGCGUCAACCACUGACGAGGAGGGAGAGAGCGAGGGCGGGCCGCAAGGGGUAGGAGAAACGGAGCAGGACGCGUGGGAGCGGGACCUGAUGCACUGCCGCUGGCGCAUGUUCAACCAUGACGUCAUGGUGCUUGUGGCGGAGGCGGCAAAGGACGGGAACGCACUCUCUGUGGAGGGCCUGCUGGCGCGGUACGAAGCAGUCUUCGGACGCCCGAUGGACUCGGACCAGUACCGGACGCGCGACGGCGUCCGCACGACGCUGCGCAAGCGGCUGGCGGCGAUUCCGGACAUCCACGGCGUCAGUGAGGACGCGCUUCUGAUUAAGAAGCGAAAGCGGACGCUUGGGAAGCAGCACGGGCUGGCGUCCGGACUGAGGCAGGUGUUUUGGACGAUCCUCGCGGACGCAUACCCCCGUCGGCUCCCGUUCGACGAGCUGGCCGGCGAGACGCUUGCGCGACUGCCAGGGCACUCUGUGGAGUCCAUUCUGAAGCAGCACGCCUACACUGACGGGGGCCACGCUAUGAAGGGCCUGGUACUGGACAACUGUGACUUCAUCGUGAGACACCAGAACUCGUGCACGAUCUGCAUCGACGACCCCCCCCCUUUGCUCCGGGACGCCCGUCUGCUGGGCGUCCCCCCUGCGGAGUUGAAUUUGCCUUUGUUUCAAGAAUUGGAGCAGAAAGGGCUACGAGGCGAGGGGGAAGGGCCGCUGUACAGCUGGCUGGAGCAGUGUGAAUGGGCCCCCGAGUGGCUGGACCUGGUCGUGCGCUGGUUCAGCGAGGCCGAGAACGCGUCGAAAGUGGGCCCCGUGACGGACAGCGUGGCCACGUUCGAUGCGAAAAUGGAAGUGGGCGCUGCGGAGAACGGAACCCACGAGACGGACGGGGCCGUGAUCCAAGCUGAGAGAGUGGCGGAGUCGGAGGCGGAAAGCUUGGACGAGAAUGGGCGGAUAGAUGAGAUGGAAGAAGGUGAAGAGGAGUGGGGGGGAGGAAGUCUGACUGAGAUAAGGGAGUUCGCACCGCCCCUAGAAAGUGAGGAUGAUGAAUCAGAAGGGCAGAAGGGGGAUGAAGAAGUCGAGGAUGUAACCGGGGCGGCAUUUGUGGACAGCGCGCACGCUGCCAACGACUCUCAUGACGUCAUACCGGAUGAUGGCGCAGACAACGGACGGCUGGCGUUUCAAGCCGUUAGCGACGAGUCGGACUCGGGCUCCGAGGCCCUCUCUUUCCAAACCGUUGAUGAUGAUUUGGAGUCAGACGUCGAAAGUGACGACUACAACGGCGGCCCCAUAGAAGAACGGGGCGAGCACGCCGUUUUGAACGAGGGGUUUGGGGUGACGGGGGCGGGGUUUGGGGUUUCUGGCGAAGAUUCUGGAGGUUUUGAUGAGGGGUUUGGGGCUUCUGGCGAGGAUUACGGAAUUUCGGGCGACGGCUUUGGCGUUUCUGGUGAGGAGUUUGGCGUUUUCGGAGAGGACGCGGACUCGCUUGCGGCUGGGGGGGUGUCGUGGGAAAAAGUGGUGGCGCUUCAGGAGGCGGCGCAGGCGCGGCAUGAGAUGAUUCUGAUCCUGGGCUCGUUGCAGGGUGGGGCGCACCCGCGGGGGGUCAGCUACCCCAAGCUGAGGAAAAUAUACAGGGCCCGUACGGGCAAAGAGCUGCGGCUGGGUUUGGACGAGCUGCUGCGAGCGAAGCGGCUGAUCCAGCUCACGCACUAUGAGCGGACCGGCCUUCUGACGAUCCACAUGGACGACCACACCCGCCUCAGGCUCAGCGCCGCCAAGUCCGGCCUGCGCCAGGUCAUCUGGUGGAUCGCCCAGCAGGAGCACCCAAAGCCGAUCGUUUCCACCGACAUCGAGCACCAGUUUGCGCGCCUCUGCUCGCUCGACCUCGGCACGUGCCUCGAAUUGCACGGGCUGGGACCCCAGGCCAACAACCGUUUCCGGGGGUGGGCUGUUCUCGGCGCAAUCAAAGAGCUCAUUUGGUUCGCAGUCAUAAACAAGCCCCCCCCGGGGCAGUGGGUCCCCCCCCCCGUGCAUCUGUGGAAAGCGAGCCCCCCGCCCAUGAUGAAAGACCCGCAGCUGCUGGGGUUAAACCCUAACGAGAUGGAGUUCGAGAUCCUGAAACAGGUUAAGGAGGAUUCCGGGGUUAGCUGCUGGCGGCUAACCCACCCGACGAUCGGGGCGCGGAGCUGGAGGAAGGACUUCAAGAAGCUGGUUAAGAAGUGGAAGAAGGCGCGGCAGGCGGCGGGGGUGCUGGGGCUGGAAAGGGAGGGGGCGCCACGCGGCAGCCUGCGGGGGCGCCACGCGGUGCUCUACGAGAGCGAGGACGAUUCGGACGAAGAUGGGGCGUUUGGUAGGGCGUACGAGCUGGGGGGUCCGGAGGCCCACGUGGGCGGAAAUGGUUCCGAGUACGACGACGAAGAACUAGAGGAGGUAGAAGGUGAAGAGGAGAGCCGAGGCGGACCGAAAGCGCAGGCGUACGAUUCGGACGGGGAGGAAGAGACGGAGUAUGACGACGGCAGUGACGUGGACUCGUGGCGGACGGUGCGCGCGGACCGGGGGGCAAGCACGGACGAUGCGGAGUCGGACUUUGAAGAAGAGUUUGACGCCGGAGAGGAUACUGGAGCACGGGGCGCGCUUGGGUGGGGUCCGCUUGAGUACCAGAGCACGGCGGAAGAAGAGAUUGGGGAAGAAAGAGAGGAGGAGGGUGGAGAAGAGGAGAACGAAGGAGGGGAGAACGACGAAGAUGAAGAGGAGGAAGAACUAGAGAGUGAGGGGGGCAAUGAGGAACUUGAGGCAUCUGGGCAAGAGGGGGAACUAGAGCGGGAGGAAGGAGAGAUCAGCGACGGUGAGGAAGACGGAAGGAGGAGAGGAACGGGCACUGCUGUGGAGAGCCGAUGGGACUCUGACGAGGAGCGGAGCGACGGUGAAGAAGAUGACGUCAGUGAUGACGCCCGGGGGCUGCGGCCGGAGUGGGCGACGGCGGACAGCGACUCGGAGGCGGAUGAGGAGGUGCCACGUGGCGGGAUGUGGGCGUCAUCGGGAAGCGAUGCUGAAGAAGGGGACCGAGGUACAGUAUCGAAGUUGAGGGGGGGGAUUGGAGACGAGAGGGAGAUGGGCUGGGUCAGUGCGGAGAGGGAUAGUGACGUCAGCGAUGACGAAGGGGCCCCAGAGAGGGGGGGUUUGAGCGGAGGGGAAGGUCCAAGGGGCCGUGUCAGUAUGGAGUGGCUCAGUGACGAGAGUGAGUCGGAUGAGGAGUUGGAAGAUUUCGAAGAAGAGGGGGCGCGAAUGGGGCGCGCGGGAGAAGGGGAAGAGAGCGGGCAAUCGGGGUGGGCUGGUUUUAAAGGAUUGGAUGAAGAAAGCAGCGGAGAUGGUUUUGGGAGCAGUGGGAUCACUGAGCAGAAUGGGCGACCCGUAGAAGAAACAGCAGGCUCGUGGAUCGCCCCUCCAGGCGACGAGAUUGAACCAGAGUUCAGUGCUGCUAAGGAGGGUUCUGAUUCCGAGGGAGAAGAUGGAUGGGAUGCUGAGCUGGCGGUCCCUGGUUGGUCGGGUGCUGACGUCAUGGACGACGCGUCAGCCGUGUGGCUUCGCGGGGGAAGUGCCGACUCGGAAGAAGACGAGCCGUUCGAGGCGGGUUCACGGGUCAUGCGCAGUGAUGACGCGAGCGACCGCCCCGCUGAUGACGUCAGAAUAGGGGUCACUACGGAGCUUGGAAGCGAAGGCGAAGGAAGUGAUAGGGGCAGCGCGAGAGAGAGAGAAAGGAGAAUCGAGCUGAUCGGUGAGAAUGGGAGAUCGCGGGAAGCGCUGGUGCUGCAUUUGCAAGCGAACGACCGGGAGGACAAAAGGGGAACGCAAGCCGUUGUAGAAAACCUGGCAACACCCGUCCUUGUAAAGACGGGCUCGGAUUCAGAUGGCUGGGACGAAGAUUUCGUUGAGGAGCCGUUCGUGGACGCUUCGCAGAGUGGAAGGGGUUACGGAGGGGGAGCUGACUCGCACCCAUUGGACGAGCAAUCAUUGGUUGCCGCCAUUGCAGGUGGCGAGGAAGACGUGCUGCCUCAAGAGGACACGUGGCAUGCGUCUAGUGAGGGCAUGAGCAGCUCAACUGAGAAGACGUUGGCGGCCGAUGCUCCUCAAUCAGAUGCUACUAGAAAGACAGGGGAUCCGGCACUUGUUGAUGCCAGUACCAGUGCGAUUGGAGUAAUGGAGAGGGGAGUUCCAGCGGAUAAAUAUGAAAGCUUAGCAGAGUCUCCUCUGCUUAAGGAAUCGGUCAGGGAGGAGGACGAGCGUCCUUACACAGGGCCGAGUUUCUUCGAUGAGUGGCAGCAGCCGGCGGUCAAGGGAUAGAGCAAAAGCAGCAAACGCUGUUUAAAGUUCCUAGCGAGCGAACUGAGUAACAAUGAAACAUUGAUCAGUUGCGAGAAUAAGCACGCGACUUUCUCACUUUGUCGGCAAUCAUUGAAGGUCAAAGACGACGGUUUCUCAACCUGCGAGACAUUGAGUUGCAGUGCAUGGCUGGUACUUCUAACGACUCACGGUCUUCUGCCUCAACUAUGACGGUAGAUUUCAGGAUAAUUACACGAGCGUGAGUCACGGUAAAACGAUCCUUGUAGCUUUUGACUUUUGAUUGGACCGGAUCGAUCCCGCACCUGUGGCAUGCAUUGUCUGUACUAGGUAGUACUGUAUCCAUAUGCA
This is a messenger RNA of Klebsormidium nitens, 8826 nucleotides long. NCBI's taxonomy places the organism in Eukaryota, Viridiplantae, Streptophyta, Klebsormidiophyceae, Klebsormidiales, Klebsormidiaceae. The record is from the annotation of a GenBank genome assembly.